Molecule: messenger RNA, 1650 nt
Organism: Coprinopsis cinerea okayama7#130
Lineage: Eukaryota; Fungi; Basidiomycota; Agaricomycetes; Agaricales; Psathyrellaceae
Product: glutamyl-tRNA(Gln) amidotransferase
Exons: 10
Coding region: 1-1650 (549 amino acids)
Biological process (GO): glutaminyl-tRNAGln biosynthesis via transamidation; mitochondrial translation
Molecular function (GO): glutaminyl-tRNA synthase (glutamine-hydrolyzing) activity
Source: RefSeq, a predicted model, not a curated record
AUGUUCGUUCGACUCCGGACAUGCAGACUCCUGGGCCUUAACCGUCAAUACCGUUUCUUCCACAGCUACAGAGAGGUUAAAGAAGACCCAAGAUGGCCAGGAUACCAGGUGGUUAUUGGGAUUGAAACCCAUGCCCAGAUCAAGUCGCGUCACAAGUUGUUCUCAAAUGCAUUGACUGCUGAACCAAAUGACGUUCCCAACACAAAAGUCGUAGGCUUUGACGCCGCGUUCCCUGGAACACUCCCCAAACUUAACCCAAAUUGCGUCGACCUGGCUUUGAGGACGGCGCUAGCACUCAAAUCCGACAUUCAGAAACGCUCCUCAUUCGAUAGGAAACACUACUUCUACUCCGACCUACCCUCCGGAUUCCAAAUCACUCAACAAUAUGCACCAUUGGCCACUGGUGGAGUCCUUCAAAUACCAGCAGCUACCCCUGGCUCCGAACCUAUUCAAGUUCGCAUAAAACAAAUACAGCUUGAGCAAGACACGGCCAAGUCAACCUUCAAUCCCCGGACAUUAUCAUCCCACAUUGACCUCAACCGCGCUGGAACGGGUCUGAUGGAGAUUGUGACCCUGCCCGACUUGCGGUCACCCGAAGAGGCUGGGGCGUAUGUUCGAACGUUGCAGGCUCUCCUGCGAGCUGUGGGCGCAAGCGACGGAAAUAUGGAACAGGGAUCCCUUCGCUGUGACGUCAACGUCUCUGUGAAUCGAAUUGGCGAGGUUCCUGGAACGCGCUGUGAGAUUAAAAAUCUGAACAGCGUCAAGUUCAUGAUGGCAGCUAUCAACCAUGAAAUUCAACGCCAUCUCAAACUGCUUUCGGAAGCGCCCUACGCUGUUCCUCAAGAAACGCGUGGUUUUGACGAGAACACGUUCGAGACAUUCAAGCUUCGGUCCAAGGAGGAUGCUCCUGACUACCGCUACAUGCCCGAUCCCAACUUGGGUGUCCUAAACAUCAGCGAGAGUCGCAUUUCUGGUGUCAGAGAUAGCCUUCCUGAACUACCUUGGGAGACACAAGAACGGCUAAAGACCUCUUAUGGCCUGUCGGACAAGAACAUCGAGAUUCUGCUCAAAAUCGAGAGCGUCAAGGACGUUCCUUACGAUGGCCGUGAUGCGGACGCUAAAGGCAGCAUUGUCAAGUACUUUGACGCGCUCUGCGCAGGCAACAAACGCGACUCCAAGAUCGUAUUCAAUUGGAUCGCACAUGAACUACUAGGACAACUGUCAGUCAGGAAAAUGUCGUUCAUGGAGAAUCCUGUCACUUCCGAGCAACUGGGUGACCUUAUUGACCUCGUUCAGGGCAAGACAAUCACUGGUACUUCCGGCAAAUAUCUCCUGCGCCACAUGCUUUCCAACCCUUCGACCAAGUCUGCAAGGCAACAAGCGGAGGAACUUCAACUCAUCGCCUUCACCUCGUCAGAAUCUGCGGCUUCGUCAGACUCUUCGACACCGUCCGCUUCAUCCGAAAACAGCGAACUCCAGCAACUGGUAGAGAAGGCGAUCACUGCACUCCCCAAAGAAAUCGAGGCAUUCAAAGCUGGUCACAAGGGUGUGCUGAACAAGAUUGUGGGGUACAUUAUGCGCCAGAGUCGUGGACGAGCAGAUGCUCGCCAGGUUAAAGAGCAGCUGGAAAAGGCUUUGAAUUCGAAGUAG